AUGCCGUGGGAUCGUGGCCUCUCGGAAGACGAAGUUCGCGCGUAUCUCUUGCAUCGGGUGACGCCGCAGAGGCUCGAGAUGGAGGCGCCUUUGGAGGUUUGGCAGGCUUGUCUCGCAAGGGCCGGGGGCGGUAGCGCCCUUGCGCGAUCGGCAUCGGCCUGGCUGCUGGAUGUGCUCACAGGCCCUGUGGGCAUUCGAGCAGGGCCGGGAAGAAUGGCCCUACCCCGGCCCGAAUCGGGCACAGGAGGAGGCACAGCUCUCCAUUUCGAGCCUGUCGCUCGGUCCGAGUAUGCUGCCACGCGAGUAGAGGCCGAAACUGCGGGCAACGUGCGCGUGCUCUUCGAGGAAACGGAGGAAGGGGCGACGAUGCGGGGAGAACGAGUGGAGAAGCUGCCGGCGAAGGAUGCGAAGUCAAUGAACCUGAGUUGGGACUGGCUGCAGAUCUACUUGCCAUUCAGCUUGCAGAAAAUCGACCGCGUUACCUUCGGCAUUAUGUCCUCGGAGCAGGUUGCAGCUGCUCUGGCGGAGCAGCCUUUGAUGCCCCUGACCCGAGCCAAGCUGGCGAUUCCUUUCGUAGGCAAAGACGUACCGUCCCAGUCCAGUGAGUUCGCCCAUCCCGAUGUGGUCAUUGGCCUCACGAUCUUGGCGUAUCGCUACGAGGGCCUCCGACGCGAGGAUUUCGACGAAGUGCUGGGCAUGUUGUGCGAUCGCCUCGAAGCCGAAGCCGGCGCAGUCCUUGAGAGGCCAACGUCGCUGCUUUGGCGCACUUGGGUUGAGGAGUCCGGUGCCGACUUCUGCGUGAAGCAGGCAGAGCUGGACGCUCAAACUUCUGCAGAGGUUUUGGGCUUGGAGGAGGGCGACGUGCAGAUGAGCAAGCCCGAUCGACUACGACCGCGGGUGUUGCCGCUGCAUCUCCUGGAAAGACGGAAUGAGGCCAACAUGGCUCAGCUCUUCGAGCUUCUUCGCAAGCUGCCCUCGGCGGUACAUUUCUACCUGGAGCAGUCGGUGUUCCCGCAGUUUAUGCGCUUCCAAGAUGAGAAGCUGUCGGCUUCCGGGCAGGAUCUGGGAGGCUCCAUCCUCUUUGGGCAGCGCAUCGGCUUCUCCGGAACUCCUUCAGACCUGAUGCCCCGCGAGUUGGGGCAGUGCGACUACGAACCAGGCAGCGAGGGCGAAAUGGUCAGCACCAUGACGGACACGCAGGUUGUGACCUUCGAAGCCGUGCAGCCAGGAGAUGACGCGGAGAGCCUGCUGGGUCAUGAGCCAUUGUGUGACCAAGAGGUGGUUUCCGAUUCCUGCGAUCGAAUCAGCCGGCGUCCCGGAACCUGGCCAGGCACCCCGGACGGAAAGCCGGACCGUGUUCAUUUUAGCGAGCUCCAGGGGCUGUUGUACACGACCUUUGACUCUCUGGCCAACUACAUGGAGUUCAUCGGUAUGGAUGAGCACAAUCUCGAAGAGUCUUUCAUGGUUCCGUGCAUGGAGCUCUGCCAGCUCACGGUGAAGAGCCUGCCGAGUAGCCAUGUACCACCCGCAUCCGACUGGGCUUGCUACGAUACCUCCACAGGGAUACACUGCGACAUCGAUGUCUCAAACGACGCCUUCGAAGGAAUCACCUUUGAAACCUACACAAGUGGAGGGGGAAGCAAGUAUGGAGAGAGACCGGUGUCUUUGAAUACAUCGCAGUUGGAUCGCAACGUCUAUUUCCGGCCGGAUCUGGUCUAUGUGGAUCCCGAUGCCGCAGGUACGACCCAAGUUCCGGAUGAGGUGGGCCUUGAUCAGCUGCGCAUCAGCAUCGCAAAUCUCUUCCGCAUCUAUCCGCCCUUCCAGGUCGAGUUCGAGGAUGGCACCGCCAAUGAGUCGGUGGUGGCAGACCCUUUGGUGCCUGAUUUCUUCGAGAAGCCGACGCAUUCGUAUGCGUUUGCGGAACUCCAGGAGGGCUCCGACGAGAAGGUCGUGAGCGACAGAAACGCUACUGCUUGCCAUGAGGCGAUUGUGGGAGCGGUGCCGCGUGAGUCGAGCCUUUGGCAGCGGAUCAAGCACAACGGCAAGACGUGCAAGUGUGCGGCGGGAUCCGUCGUAACGGGCGAAAGCUGGAAGUGCACCGACUCGGCGUUCGUCGAAGAUCGCAGGAAGUUCGAUCCUGCCGAGAUGAAAGGCCACGGAUGCAUGUGUGCUUCCGAGGACAAGGUCUUCGACAACUUGCCUGCGCAUUGCGAGGAUAAGUUCCCCACGAGUUUCCUGGAUGGGCAGUACCAGCGCCUUCCGUGCCCACGCUUGAAGAGUUAUUGCUACGAUCCCAAAGUGAAGACUGUGUGCCCGCGGACCUGUGGUGUCCAGUGCAACGUUGCAACGUCGGCUUCCCGUAAGACCUUUGAGCAUCCUUUGCCUCCUCCGGCCUUGGAUCCACCGAGGCAUAAGAGAAUGGGCAGGAAAUCCGGCAAAGGCGGGAAGAAGCUGUCAUGGGAAGAUGAAGCUGUACGCAUCGCCGUGAAAGCCCAAGCCUACACGGCGAAGGCUCUUCGAGCGAUGGGUUCUCGUCAAGUGCCGCACUUGGUUACCAAGUGGUUUGGGGCCAAUGAUGAUAUCACUCGCCAUGAAGUCCUGGGUAUCUUGAAUGGCGUCCACCGCUUACUCAGCAAUGUGGAUUACGUUUUCCCUGGCGAAGAUUGCACUCCGAGUACCUAUGCCUAUGUUUAUCCAGAUCCGCCGUGGAACAAAAACAUGCGUGGUCGCUAUGUCUUCCACUUGUGUGACCUCUACAUGAAUACGAUCGAAGGCGACAAGAUCGAGACUCUCACACACGAGGCCUCCCACCACGAAACCAUGUAUACCGAUGACGUUUGUGCAAAGGGCAAAGAAGAGGAUGGCAGCUGCAAAGAAGGCAAGGUAGCAUACGGACGCUGGACCUGUGAAAAGCUGGCGACGGAGUAUCCAGAGGAAGCCGUGAAGAACGCCGACAGCUAUUGCUUCUUCAUCAACGAUGUCGCACUGAAACCAUGA
Messenger RNA from Symbiodinium sp. CCMP2592, 2997 nucleotides. NCBI's taxonomy places the organism in Eukaryota, Dinophyceae, Suessiales, Symbiodiniaceae. The record is from the annotation of a GenBank genome assembly.